AUGGCAUCCGCGAAGCAGGUUGUCCUGACCGACAAGGCCCCCGCGCCUAUCCCGGUGUUGUCCCAGGGAAUCGUUUACAACGGAAUUGUAUACUGCUCGGGCCAGGUGGGAAUGGAUCCGGCCACUGGCAAACUGGUCGAGGGAACAGUUCAGGAUCGAACAGCCCAAAUAUUCCGCAACCUGAGCGCUGUAUUGGAGCAAGCCGGCUCAAGCUUAGAGAAGGCUAUCAAGGUCAACGUCUUCCUUGCCAAUAUGGACGACUUUGCGGCCAUGAAUGAAAUAUAUGGCCAGUUCCUGAGCCAAGAGCCUAAACCGGUGCGAACCUGCGUUGCUGUGAAAGCACUCCCCUUGGGUACGGACGUUGAAAUAGAGUGUUCUGCCUUCAUUUGA
Molecule: messenger RNA, 390 nt
Organism: Histoplasma mississippiense
Lineage: Eukaryota; Fungi; Ascomycota; Eurotiomycetes; Onygenales; Ajellomycetaceae
Product: protein mmf1, mitochondrial precursor
Exons: 3
Coding region: 1-390 (129 amino acids)
Cellular component (GO): cytosol; mitochondrion
Molecular function (GO): deaminase activity
Source: RefSeq, a predicted model, not a curated record